CGGUGGGAUAAGUGUGUCAGAGCUGUGUCAAAGGACCACACGACUGGACAAUAAUCAAAAUUAGACCAAACUAGAGCCUGCAGGACUUGCUUUUUGGAGUGUGGUGUCAAAAAAGCAGAGCAUCUCUUUAUUACGGUCAGACCCCUCCCCAUCUUUAUAACCAUUGAAUCUAUAUGUUUUGACCAUGACAGUUUACAAUCUAAGGUAACGCCAAGUAAUUUAGUCUCAACUUGUUCAACAGCCACACCAUUCAUUACCAGAUUUAGCUGAGGUCUUGAACUUAAGGAAUCAUUUGUACCAAAUACAAUUUUUUUAAAUACAUUUUUUAUUUCACCAUUAUUUAACCAGGUAGGCCAGUUGAGAACAAGUUCUCAUUUACAUCUGCGACCUGGCCAAGAUAAAGCAAAUCAGUGCGACAAAAAAAACAAAACAGAGUUACACAUAAACAAACAUGCAGUCAAUAAAAAAUAGAAAAAUCUGUGUGCAAAUGUAGAAGAGUAGGGAGGCAGGCAAUACAUAGGCCCUGAGGCGAAAAUAAUUACAACUUAGCAUUAAUACUGGAGUGAUAGAAUGUGCAAUUGAUGAUGUGCAAGUAGAGAUACUGGGGUGCAAAAGAGCAAGAAGGUAAGUAAUAAUAUGGGGUUGAGGUAGUCGGGUGUGCUAUUUACAGAUUGGCUGUGUACAGGUACAGUGAUCGGUAAGCUCCUCAGACAGCUGAUGCUUAGUUAGAGAGGGAGAUAUAAGACUCCAGCUUCAGUGAUUUUUGCAAUUUGUUCCAGUCAUUGGCAGCAAAGAACUGGAAGUGUUGGCUUUGGAGAUGACCAGUGAAAUAUACCUGCUGGAGCGAGUGCAACGGGUGGGUGUUGCUAUGGUGACCAGUGAGCUGAGAUAAGGCGGGGCUUUACCUAGCAAAGACUUAUAGAUGACCUGGAGCCAGUGGGUUUCGCGACAGAUAUGUAGUGAGGGCCAGCCAACGAGAGCAUACAGGUCGCAGUGGUGGGUAGUAUAUGGGGCUUUGGUGAUAAAACGGAUGGCACUGUGAUAGACUACAUCCAGGGGCUAUUUUGUAAAUGACAUCGCCGCAGUCCAGGAUUGGUAGGAAAGUCAGUUUUACGAGGGUAUGUUUGGUGGCAUGAGUGAAGGAGGCUUUGUUGCGAAAUAGGAAACCGAUUCUAGAUUUCAUUUUGGAUUGGAGAUGCUUAGUGUGAGUCUGGAAGGAGAGUUUACAGUCUAACCAGACACCUAGGUAUUUGUAGGUGUCCACAUAUUCUAGGUCAGAACCGUCCAGAGUAGUGAUGCUAGUCAGGUUGGAGGGUGCGGGCAGCAAUCGGUUGAAGAGCAUGCACUUAGUUUUACUUGCAUUUAAGAGCAGUUGGAGGCCACGGAAGGAGUGUUGUAUGGCUUUGAAGCUCGUUUGGAGGUUUGUUAGCACAAUGUCCAAAGAAGGGCCAGAUGUAUACAGAAUGGUGUCGUCUGCGUAGAGGUGGAUCAGAGAAUCACCAGCAGCUAGAGCGACAUCAUUGAUAUAUACAGAGAAAUGAGUCGGCCCGAGAAUUGAACACUGUGGCCCCCCCAUAGAGACUGCCAGAGGUCCAGACAACAGGCCCCCCCUGAUUUGACACACUGAACUCUGAGAAGUAGUUGGUGAGCCAGGCGAGGCAGUCAUUUGAGAAGCCAAGGCUAUUGAGUCUGCCGAUAAGGAUGCGGUGAUUGACAGAGUUGAAAGCCUUGGCCAGGUCGAUCAAGAAGGCUGCACAGUACUGUCUUUUAUCGAUGAAGGUUAUGAUAUCGUUUAGGACCUUGAGCGUGGCUGAGGUGCACCCGUGACCAGCUCGGAAACCAGAUUGCAUAGUGGAGAAGGUACGAUGGGAUUCGAAAUGGUCGGUGAUCUUUUUGUUAAAUUGGCUUUCGAAGAUUUUAGAAAGGCAGGGUAGGAUAGAUAUAGGUCUAUAACAGUUUGGGUCUAGAGUGUCUCCCCCUUUGAAGAGAGGGAUGACCGCGGCAGCUUUCCAAUCUUUGGGGAUCUCAGACCUUACAAAAGAGAGGUUGAAUAGGCUAGUAAUAGGGGUUGCAACAAUUUCUUCUGAUCAUUUUACAAAGAGAGGGUCCAGAUUGAACAUCAGCUGGAUUUGGGUGAAGGAGAAGCGGGGCGGGGGUGCAAGUCACUUAAGGGGGUGCUGAGAUGUUGGCCAGGGUAGGGGUAGCCAGGUGGAAAGCAUGGCCAGCUGUGGAAAAAUGCUUAUUGAAAUUAUCGAUGAUCGUAUAUUUAUCGGUGGUGACAGUGUUUCCUAUCCUCAGUGCAGUGGGCAGCUGGGAGCUGGGAGGAGGUGCUCUUAUUCUCCACCGACUUUACAGUGACCCAAAACUUUUUGUAAUUAGUGCUACAGCAAGCAAAUUUCUGUUUGAAAAAGCUAUCCUUAGCUUUCCUAACUGACUUAGUAUAUUGGUUCCUGACUUCCCUGAAAAGUUGCGUAUCGCGGGGGCUAUUUGAUGCUAAUGCAGAACGCCACAGGAUGUUUUGUGCUGGUCAAGGGCAGUCAAGUCUGGAGUGAACCAAGGGUUAUAUCUGUUCUUAAUUAUACAUUUUUUGAAUGGGGCAUACUUAUUUAAGAUGUAGAGGAAAGCACUUUUGAAGCGCAACCAGGCAUCCUCUACUGACGGGAUGAGGUUAAUAUCCUUCCAGAAUACCCGGGCCAGGUCGAUUAGAAAGGCCUGCUCGCUGAAGUGUUUUAGGGAGCGUUUGACAGUGAUGAGGGGUGGUCAUUUGACCCUGGACCCAUUACGCACGCAGGCAAUGAGGCAGUGAUUGCUGAGAUCCUGGUUGAAGACAGCAGAGGUGUAUUUAGAGGGCAGGUUGGUCAGGAUGAUAUCUAUGAGGGUAUGGUUACAGAUUUAGGGUUCCUUGAUGAUUUGUGUGAGAUUGAGGGCAUCUAGCUUAGAUUGUAGGGCUGCCGGGGUGUUAAGCAUGUCCCAGUUUAGGUCACCUAACAGUACGAACUCUGAAGAUAGAUGGGGGGCGAUCAAUUCACAAAUGUUGUCCAGGGCACAACUGGGGGCCUAUAAACAAGCGGCAACGGUGAGAGACUUGUUUCUGUAAAGGUGGAUUUUUAAAAGUAGAAGCUCAAAUUGUUUGGGCACAGACCUGGAUAGUAAGACAGAACUCUGCAGGCUAUCUCUGCAGUAGAUUGCAACUCCGCCCCCUUUGGCAGUUCUAUCUUGUUGGAAAAUGUUAUAGUUAGGGAUGGACAUUUCUGGGGUUUUGGUGGCCUUCCUAAGCCAGGAUUCAGACACAGCUAGGACAUCCAAGUUGGCGGAGUGUGCUAAAGCAGUGAAUAAAACAAACUUAGGGAGGAGGCUUCUAAUGUUAACAUACAUGAAACCAAUGCUUUUACGGUUACAGAAGUCAACAAAUGAGAGCGCCUGGGAAAUGGGAGUGAAGCUGGGGGCUGCAGGGCCUGGGUUAACCGCUACAUCACCAAAGGAAAAAAGGAAGAGUAGGAUAAGAGUACGGCUAAAGGCUAAAAAAACUGUUCGUCUAGUGCGUUCGGAACAGAGAGUAAAGGAGCAGGUUUCUGGGCGCGAAAGAAUAGAUUCAAGGCAUAAUGUACAGACAAAGGUAUGGUAGGAUGUGAGCACAGUGGAGGUAAGCCUAGGCAUUGAGUGGUGAUGAGAGAGGUUUUGUCUCUAGAGGCACCAUUUAAGCCAGGUGCGGUCACCGCAUGUGUGGGGGGUGGAACAUAAGGGCUUUCUAAGGAAUAUUGAGCAGGGCUGGAGGCUCUACAGUGAUAUAAGACAAAAAUGUCUAACCAAAACAGCAAUAGACAAGGCAUAUUGACAUUAGGGAGAGGCAUGUGUAGCCGAGUGAUCAAAGGGUCCAGUGAGUAGCUAGGGGAGCUGGAGGCACGGCGAUUCAGACAGCUAGCAGGCCGGGGCUAACAGCAGGCUAGCAGAUGGGCCUCAGGGAGAUGUCGCUACGGGAGAGUUUGUUGAAAAACCCCCUCGGACAGUUAUGUCGGCAGACCAAUCGUGAUGGAUCGGCGGGGCUCCAUGUCGGCAGCAAAGAGUCCAGGCCAAUUGUCAAAAGAGGUAAUUGAAGCCCAGGAAUUAUCUGAUGGAAUUAUUUGACUAUCCGGAUGAAGGGCCUCUCUCUCUCUCUCUCUCUCUCUCUCUCUCUCUCUCUCUCUCUCUCUCUCUCUCUCUCGAUAUAUACAAGGGAUGGGACAAGACAAUCAAAACAGACAUCCCCACUUCUACGCCAUCUUGGUUCAUACAUUUAUUUUUUAGAAAUGUUCAGGACCAGUUUAUUACUGGCCACCCAUUCCAAAACAGACUGCAACUCUUUGUUAAGGGUUUCAGUGACUUCAUUCGCUGUGGUUGCUGAUGUGUAUGUGGUUGAAUCAUCAGCAUACAUGGACACGCAUGCUUUGUUUAAUGCCAGUGGCAGGUCAUUGGUAAAAAUAGAAAAGAGGGCCUAGAGCUGCCCUGCCGUUAACCACACUUUACAUGUUUGACAUUAGAGAAGCUUUCAUUAAAGAAUGCUCUGAAUCCACAUUAUGGCAGAGGUUGAAAAGCCAUAGCACAAGUUCUUUCAACAACAGGUUAUGGUCAAUAAUAUCAAAGGCUGCACUGAAAUCUAACAGUACAGCUCCCACAAUCUUAUCAAUUUCUUUCAACUAAUCAUCGGCAGUUUGUCUGUGCAGUACAUGUUGAGUGCCCUUCUCUAUAAGCAUGCUGAAAGUCUUAAUUUGUUUACAGAGAUAUAGCAUUGUAUUUGGUUAACAGUUUGCUAAGAGCUGGCAGCAAGCUUAUAGGUCUGCUGUUAGAACCAGUAAAGGCCGCUUUACCACUCUUGGGUAGCGGAAUUACUUUGGCUUCCCUCCAGGCCUGAGGACAAAGCCUUUCCUCUAGGCUCAGAUUAAAAAUAUGACAGGAGUGGCUGAACCCAGCUACCAUCCUCAGUAGCUGUCCAUCUAAGUUGUCAAUGCCAGGUUUGUCAUUAUUGAUUGAUAACAAUAAUUUUUCCACCUCUCCCACAUUUAACUUUACAAAAUUCAAAAACUUGCAAUGCUUUUCUUUCAUUAUUUGUAUUUUUUAUGCAUGAAUACAAUUGCUCACUGUUCGUUGUUGGCAUUUCCUGCCUAAGUUUGCCCACUUUGCCAAUUAAAUAAUCAUUCAAAUAAUUGGCAACAUCAAAAGGUUUUGUGACGAAUAAGCCAUCUGAUUUGAUGAAAGAUGGGGUUGAAUUUGUCUUUUUGCCCAUAAUUUCAUUUAAAGUACUCAAGUUUUUCCAUUAUUCUUUAUACCAUUGAUCUUGGCUUCAUAGAACAGUUUCUUCUUUUUGAGUUUAGUCACAAAUUCUCCAUUUGCAGUAAGUAAGCCAAUCAGAUGUGCAGCCAGACUUAUUAGCCACUCCUUUUGCCCCAUCUCUUUCAAUCAUACAGUUUUUCAAUUCCUCGUCAAUCAAUGGAGCCUUAACAGUUCUAACAGUCAGUUUCUUAACAGGUGCAUGUUUAUCAAUAACUGGAAGAAGCAAUUUCAUAAAUUCAUCAAGUGGAUCAGACAAAAAAAUAUUAACAUCAUCCACGAAAGAUCGGACCAAAACGCAGCGUGGUUUGCAAUGGGGCUAUAUCUGGUGGUCCUCUGGGUCUGUGCUGUGGUGCUGCAUUCCCUUGGGAGAGCAGAGAAAGUAACUCAAACGACUGAAACAAGUUUCUCUGAGAGCACAGAAGGGUUGACUGCUGGGACGGUUACUAUAGGGCUGGAUGACCAGAACCAAGAACCGCCUCCCUUCUACCCCUGUCAGGAUGACGAAACGGAUUACAGAGAAAGAGUGUACCGGAGGGAUUCUCAUGGUGUUAUGCAGCUGGUUCAGAGCGAGGACUAUGAAGACAACGAGGACUAUGAAGACACUGACAUUGACACCAGCAAUGACACCACCGUUCACCCCUGCAACCUAUCACCCAGUGGACUGCCCCUCUGUCUUAUCUACCCAACCAAUCAACUCAACUGCUCCUGGAAAUUCCAUGGUCUCUCCAAUGACAGCCAAUCCUCUGCCUCUGCCUCUGUCUCUGUGUGUAGGAACAAUGAGAGAAUCUCCAGUGUGGACUGUGUCUCUGAGGUCAUGGGAGGCCAGGGAGCCCAGGGAUGGCCUGGCGGUGUGGUUCGAGAUGUGUCUGCUGUCUGCCAAGGCAGUGUGGGUGACGGCGUCACCUCUUUGAGUCUGACUUUCAAAGUGUCACGCCCUGACGUGUGCUGCAUCUACACCAAUAAAAUGGACACCAUAGAUAUUGAAGUACUGCGCCCGCCCCCCAACAUCACUGCCUGGGUCAGAGAGGAGGGUCUGCUGGUGCAGUGGGGUCUCCCGUCCAGCACCACACCUAGAUGCUUCCGCUACCAGCUCCAGAUCAAUGACCUGGUGAGGAGCUUUACAGAGGGACUGACAUACAAUGAGACCAACCUGGACCACACACAACGGUACGACGUGAAGAUGAGGGUGAGGAAGAAUAGUGACUGCAGAGGAUCUGAACACUGGAGCAGCUGGAGCAACAUCAUCACGGUGGCCCCGUCUGAAUCACACAAUCAUCUGAACACUGUUGUUGUUGGCAUCACUCUGGGGAUACCCAUGAUCCUCCUGGCUCUGCUGCUGCUGAUCAGACUCCAGAGGGAACGUCUGUUUCCCCCCAUCCCUGGUCCCCCACUGAAGAUUAAACACCUCUUGGAGAGAGACGACCUACUUCAGGUCCUGCCGUCCAAAUGUGUUGAGGAGAUCACUGUGGUGGAGGAAGCUGAGGAAACACCUGUCAAUAUGGCCUGUUUUUAAAGUAGCCUUGUAAACAGCAGACUGAAGCUUGCGGGAUCAGACGGCUUUGCUCGGCUGUUUAAAGCCCUGUCAUCGUUAGCCCCUAGGCCGAUCUGUAAGAAGGAUCCCCUUAGCCUAUCAGAGGUCAAGAUGCAGUCAUUAUUAUUUAUUAAUACCUAUCCAGUUCUUUCAGAUCUACAAGAAGUAGGACAAGGAGAGUGUGUGCUUGUAGGGCAAGUGUGACCUUCCUGGUCCCGCCCCUCAAGUCCGUGAGUCAACACAGGAAGGAGUAAUGGAUGGAUAGUUAUUUUAUUUCCAAAGCUGCGAUCAUGGGACACACACACAGUAUGGAUGAAUGAUGAGUAGUAGACGGAAUAUAAACAGCACUCCUAAAGAAGAUGCAUUCUCCAGUUAGAUACCAACUUCAAAGAGGGAACUUUAACUAGCAUAAAACCCACAUGGCAAAUAACAUAUAAAGAGUGGCUUAUUUGACGCCAAACCAACAACAUUAGUUGCUAAUAACAUAAAUUGCUCAUGUAAAAUGUGGAUUUUAUGAUGUAAUGUCAACUUUGUACAUUUCUAUCUCAGGACCAUUCCAUUUUCAACUCACCCACAGCAAUUCUCCAUAAAUUUGCUGUGGAUUACCCAGAAUCCCAUACUUUUAUCACUGAGUGUAUUAGAGAAUGUAAACACACUAAUCCACCAGGAGGUGGCAUAAUACCAAUUUUAUGCAGGAAUUUAACAAUUUAAUCGCACCAUUACACAAGCAGUUUCCUUGGUCAGAUAUGUUGGAUUCUAGAUUGAAAUAUACUUCUUCAUGUUACAUACUAUAAAUUAUUGAUGACUUUACAUGUACAAUGAAUGUAUAUGUUUGGGUAAAUAGCGGAUAAGAACUAGGUGGAUGGAAAGUUAAUCAGUGGGUCCUAUGGAGGGAGGCAAAGGGCAACAGUCUGGUUUCAGUCAGUGGUAAAGUAGGACAGCUGUGGAUUAGGGAGGAGUGAGAAAUUCGGCCCGAGGUCAGAUGAAGUGAGAAGGAAUAGUCCUGUCACACACGCAGACUUGCAUGCCUACAAAGGUUCUAGUAGGAGGCGGGCCAUAACUACACCAGUGAGAGGAACCAAUUCAGUUCCUGACUAGCAACAGUGAUGUUGGCUGUCUAGAUAUGCAAGGAGGUGACGCCUCCUAGUACGAGGUUAUAAAGAUAUGUGCUUGUGUAAACAUGUUUUUGUCUUUGCGGCUGUUUGACGUUUGACCCAGUGGGGGAAUAAACUUGGUUUGAGCUUUU
Salvelinus fontinalis (brook trout) is the source of this 8084-nucleotide messenger RNA. RefSeq lists its product as uncharacterized. Gene Ontology annotation, molecular function: protein binding. The transcript has 12 exons. The record is from RefSeq and is a predicted model, not a curated record. The coding region runs from base 5507 to 6820 and encodes 437 amino acids. Lineage: Eukaryota; Metazoa; Chordata; Actinopteri; Salmoniformes; Salmonidae.